Molecule: messenger RNA, 675 nt
Organism: Fonsecaea erecta
Lineage: Eukaryota; Fungi; Ascomycota; Eurotiomycetes; Chaetothyriales; Herpotrichiellaceae
Exons: 1
Coding region: 1-675 (224 amino acids)
Source: RefSeq, a predicted model, not a curated record
AUGCCUCCAGCAGCGGUGCACCACGGGGAGCUUGGGCUCCUGCUGUCGCGGUUGCCGAAGGCACUCUUGCAGCGUCGACAUCUGCGUCGAGCACUACACGCCUGGCGGCCGGGAGUCUUCCGUGGCCGGCUCUCCCAAGUUUAUUGCAUCCCGCUCCGGUAUUGUGAUGGAUGCUAUCCUGGAGGGAAUAUACCGGGCUUCUGGCCUCCUAUCUACGGGCUCGUUGGCUUGAAGUUGCUCCUCUGGUCGAAGGCUACGGUAUUCAUUGAUCAGAAUCUCCAGGAACUCUCAAUUUCGCACCCGGCGUCAUCCAGCUACACUCGCCAGCCAUUAUCGCCUACUCUGGGACCAGAGAACUUCGCGGUUCAUCUAACGACUCUGAUGUCCCUGGUCAAGCGAUCAGCAUCUGGACUCACGUUUAAGAAAAUCCUCAAUGGUGAUCUUCUCGCAACUAGCAGGGAUUUCGAGGGGUACGUUGUUUGUCCGUUGGUCAAGAGCUUACCGACUGCGAGGCUCGGUAUCACAUAUGUUAUGCAGAGCGUGUUGCGGGACAGAGGAGAGCCGGACGGCAGUCUAAAGACAGCAGAUUCGAUCCCGGACACUCCGUAUUUAUACGUGCUUACCGCCAGACCGCUGAUAACAUCCCUUGGAAGGUCCUUUUCGCCACGACGCUGA